This is a messenger RNA of Rhodamnia argentea, 543 nucleotides long. RefSeq lists its product as uncharacterized. Lineage: Eukaryota; Viridiplantae; Streptophyta; Magnoliopsida; Myrtales; Myrtaceae. The transcript is spliced from 2 exons. The record is from RefSeq and is a predicted model, not a curated record. The coding region runs from base 1 to 543 and encodes 180 amino acids.
AUGUGUUUGGCUACCCUCGCCAGCAUCGGCAAGGCCGACGACGUCGAGGGUGGCCAAGACUCGUUCUUGCUCGGCCGCCCCAUCCCGCUGCUCGCCAUCUACGAUGAGCUUGUCCCCGGUCAAGCCUACUUUGUCCUUCCCAUUGACUUCUUCUCUGGCGACACCCUAUCUUCCUCCACCAUUGCAUCUCGUUGCUCAAACCCUGGCAAACUGUCCCUCGUGAGCUUCGGGGAUAGCAACGGCGCUUUCGAGUACGUGAAAGGCGAAGACAGGAAGGUCCUAAUUAAGGUUAUCCCGGAGUUCAUCAUGAGGUUGAUCGUCGCCAAGAAGAAUGAGGACAGUACUGCAUGCGGUGAUGCUAAUGCAGCUGCGAGUCACGGUUUUCUUUGUAGCACGCCGGAGUUGCAAAGGCGUUGCGAUCAGUUAGUGGGAUCUAAAGUGCAAGUUUGGUCGCCGAAAUUGGAGACGAUAUCGGAGUACAAAGCUAGGGUUUUCCCUUGCAAACUUAUGCUGUUGGAGUGGAAGAAGAAAGAAAGGGAAUAA